CUCGUCCACUUCCACUUCCGCCCCAAACGGGCGCGAGUAGAGAGGACGGCUGCAUCGUGCCGUUGCUCCUGACGCCAAGUCGGGGGUUCCCACCUGGCAAAUAAUUUGGAGUUCGAAAAGAGAGAAUGGCUCUACCGCGCGCUGCCGCUUCAACUGCGCGGAGAUGCUCUCGAAGGCCAUGUAUCUCGACGCGCUGGAGCUGCAACUCUCGCUCUUUGUCGUCGAGCGCCCGCUCGAGCCGGAGGGUGCCGCCGUCUUUACGCUGGGCCUGAGACUCCGAGGCUCGGGUUUGGGCGAAUCUCGAGGAAUAAGCAAAAAGCUUGCAGGCGCAUACGCUCGAUCUGAAGCCGGAGCUCCUUUUCCAUCUUCUUGGCAGCCUGUAUGGGUUGAGCAAGAAGAAACGCCAGGUCGCUCACGUGGCUACAUCCCGAAUACGCAACUUCGUCAGGUCAUCCAGGAGCUCUGCGGUUUUCCUGUGCAGCGCGAAGACGUGCUCGCUCUUCAUAUCCUCCAUCGUCUUGUUCAGCUCCGCCACCUGAGGAACAACUCAUGUUGGUUCAGAUGUGUCGGCAGCUGCAGGGUGAGGACGAUCAACUACAGCCACACGGAAAAUCAAGGUGAAGAUAAAGUUGUCGUCAGGGGUGACGACUAGGGCGGUCACUGGGCCGGAGUGGACCGGGAGUUCGAAACAUG
Molecule: messenger RNA, 693 nt
Organism: Ectocarpus siliculosus
Lineage: Eukaryota; Phaeophyceae; Ectocarpales; Ectocarpaceae
Source: the annotation of a GenBank genome assembly